CACGCCCUAGGCGGCGCUGUUUCAGCCAGAAAAACAAGCAGAGAAAUCACGGAGGUCCACCAACACCUCCAUCACCUCCAUCCCUACCGCCAUCCACCACCCCAUCCUACCCGCUCUCAGCGCGCCCUGACCCGGCCUUGCCCGCGGAACCGAGCGGCGGCGCGUCCGGAGCUCAGCGGACCCGGAGCGGAGCAGCGCGAUGUUUUCGUACCACCGAGAUGACGUCCUCUGCUUCUUCUUUCGCACCCCACGCUCCCCACAACCUCGAGUUGGAAUUCGACAUCUAAACUAAAACAUCUUAAACCUUUUUUUGCUCCCUCGACUCCCUCCAGCUCGUUUCGUCCCCAUUUGGAGAGCAUGGACAGCUCCCCGAAGCUGACAGGAGAGACCCUGAUCGUGCACCACAUCCCCCUGGUCCACUGCCAGGUGUCGGGAUCACGGAGGUGCUGUGGAGGGAGUUCCAUGAGGAGAGGCAGCAACCCGUUCAGCUGCCCGGAGAACCUGGGCCUAAGUCGCACCACCUCCCUGCCUGAGAGGGACGUCCUCCAGCGGGAGGCGCUGGUCUACAGCAGCCUGAUCCAGACAUCCAGUGACGCCUUCGAGGACGAGGGGCUGAGGGUAGGAGAGAAAAUGGGGAAUGGGGGAAGAGAGGACGGAGGAGGAAGAGGCGGAAGCAUGGCCAGCGACACCUCGUCUUUCACGUCCAGCAAUUCCGAAGAGCCACCAGCUCGGGUGCCGCCGGUGAAGUCGCUCCGGCGCAAUCCGUUUCUUCUGGACACGGGCGAGGACGAUAAUUACGAAGAGGACGAGGAUGACGACAGCCACAAUCUGAACGGAUACCUGGAGGACUCCUCGUUCCACUUGCAUGGGAACUCAAACGGGACUUUAGAGAACGGCACAGACUUGAUUCCGUUCCACCUGCACGAGCUGGGAUACACCUCUGGACCUUUCCACUUGCACGAGUCUUUAGAGAAGCCAUGGGGUUCUACAAAUGGCCAGAGAGGUUCACCAGGGAAUAGAGCAUCCUAUGAAUUUUCUACUCGCCUUGAGAGUCUGGAUCUUAUAGGGUUGGAUGGACAACGGCGUCACGGCAGCAGUGGCUCUACCCUGUCGAUGGAUUGCGGAGAGCAUGAGUGGGGCGAGGAGGAUGACGACGAUGAUGACGGUGAUCAUUCGAUGCAGGGUGGCCGAGGAAGCUCUGAAUGUUCCAGCUCAACAGCACAGCACUGUUCCUGCUGUGGACUGUCUCAACCGUAUCCUGAACCAUUUUCCGAACCGUUCUCUGAACCGUUUUCUGACUGUCCUCUAGGCUACGGCAGCGAUUCUUCCUGCAACAGCUCGGACGGCGUCCUCGUCAACUUCAGCACCAUCUACAACAAGAUGAACAACGGCAUCCCCGCCAAGCAAUCGAUCAACCUCAACAACUCAGCCGAGCAGUCCUGCACCUCGUCUGUUUCUGAGCCAGGUCCCGGAGUGGGCGUGACUGAGUUCAGCAGUGGAGGCGGGGCUUUUUACUUGGACUUGCACAGAUCCCCGACAGAACCUUCUCAACCCUCUCUGGCCACCCAGGAAACAGUAGAUCCUUCUUGCCCCUCCUCCUCUUCCUGCCGUUGCCCUUCCCAGCCACAAGGAGGCUCCGUCAAGCUUGACGCUAACUGCAACUCCUACCACAACCACCUGGAGAGCGAGGGGCCGCUGUCCUCCGAAGCUUCCUCCAAUGACCUGGCGUCCUGUCUGCAGAGCCAGGCGCGACUGGUCGUAGCCACCCAGAACUACUACAAGCUGGUGACCUGCGACAUUUCCUCUCAGUCGUCCCCAAGUCCCGCGGGGUCCUCCGUUACUAGCUGUUCUGACGAACACAGCAAGGGGAGUCCCACUCAGCCCACCGAGUACUUCCUCUUCAGACGUACUAAAGAGGAGGAGGAGGAGGAGGAAGAGGUGGAAGAGCACAGGGAAGACGCAGAUCUCGCACAGCAGAGCGACGCAGGGGCGGAGCCAGUUGAGACUGACCCCACCCACCCGAACGUGAUCGAGGGUCAGGUGUACGUGAACAUCUCCCCGCCCGUGGGCAGCGCCUCGGCGGGGGCUCGGCUGCGCUCCCACAGCUACGACCGUAACCUGGACAAGUCUCCCCCCCCUCGGCUGGGCUCUCUGGAGCGGAUGCUGAGCUGCCCAGUCCGGCUGAGCGAGGGCGCCGCCCCCAGCCCGCCCCCUCCGCCCCGCGUCACAUCAUUUGCUGAGAUUGCACGGAAUAAGAGGCGCGGGGGCGGAGCUUCACCGUCACAGAAGAGCGGUGCCGCCGAGGCCUCGUCCUCCUGCCACUGCCACUCCUCCUCCUGCCAAUCCCACUCCUCCUCCUGCCACUCCCACUCCUCCUCUGGAGAGUUUUCCCCCAUUCUGGAGGAUCUGCCCGAGACCCAGAGCCACAGCCUGCCCCCCCUCACGAGAUGCUACAGCCAGGGCAGCUACGACCUGCCCUCCCCCCGCCGGCAUUGGAGCGCAGCGCUCCGAGAUUCACCGGGGGGAGCCGAGAGAGAGACACGGACCAAAGCAGAAGGUGGUCUUUCCAGUUCUACAGACUCUGUCCCCGCUGUAGUCCGAUACAGCAAGGACCAGCGACCGACUACAUUACCCAUCCAGCCCUUCACCUUCCAGCACCAGUUCGGAAAGCCCCAGACUAAGCCCCUGCUCCCCCUGCUGGACGGGUACAUCAGUCAGAUGCAGGCCCGCGGGGUGUCGGCCCCGGAGGGGGGCGAGGAAGACACCGAGGAUGAUGGAGGACGACCUCUCGUUGCGUCCGCUGCCGUCAGACCGUCUCCUCUGGGCAGUUAUUCCCCUGUUCGCCUGCAGGGGGCGCCCAGCUGCUCCGGGAGCUGCUCCACCUGCUCCCCGACGCCCGAGCCCCGCCCGCGGCCGCCUCGCUCCGCCUCCUGCCCCGCCUCCGCCAACCUCCUGUCCAAUCCCACGCCGCCGGGGUCCUCCAAACUCGCCCCGCUGCCGCCCACCCCGCCUCCUGUUCCUCUGACCAAACAGAGCCCGCUGAUCAGCCCUCUGACCACCAGGGGGCAGUGUUUUCACCGCACCGGCCUGACUACAUUACCCACGCUGCCCAGCUCCGGCCUCAGUCCUGUGGGGCAGCUGGAGCCCCCUCUGCAGGAGGAGGGGCUGAAAGUGAUUCCUUCCUGUUUGGCUCAGAGACAGCAUAACGCGCACCACCUGUCUCCGCAGGCUCUGAAAUGGAGGGAAUACAGGCGUAAGAAUCCUCUGGGGGUGGAGAGGUGUAGAGACUCUUCUUCCUCUCCCUCCUCUUCCUCCUCUAAUGCUCUGUCCAUCCGGAGACCCGGCCCGCGAGUCCUGCGCCGCAACGUCUUCGAUUUCCCCACAUCCAAUCACGCGCUCAGCUUCAGCAGACUCAACGGACAGUCAGUCAGGCAGCUGCAGCAGUACUACAGCGACUUCCUGCCCGAUUAUUUCUCUCAGACGGAGCGCCCCCCGGAGGAGUUCUGCCUCUCGCCCGACGCCACCACCGAGGAGUCCAUCUCUGUGGACCUGCAGCAGAAGAGAGGGUUGGUGAAGGCCAUAAACACGGCGGUGGAUCUGAUCGUGGCUCAUUUUGGCACCAGUCGGGAUCCAGGAGUGAAGGCUAAGUUGGGGAACAGUUCGGUGAGUCCUAACGUGGGUCACCUGAUCCUGAAGUACCUGUGUCCUGCGGUGCGGGACGUCCUGCAGGACGGUCUCAGGGCGUAUGUGCUGGACAUCAUCAUUGGUCAGCGGCGUAAUCAGCCCUGGAGCGUGGUGGAGGCGUCCACACAGCUGGGUCCCUCUACUCGUGUGUUACACAAUCUGUUCUCCAAAGUCAGUCAGUACGCAGAGCUGACCAAUCACAGCAUGAGGCUUAAUGCUUUCAUCUUCGGCCUAUUGAACUUGCGUUCUCUGGAGUUCUGGUUUAAUCACAUUUACACGCAUGAAGACGUUAUAGCCGCCCACUAUCAGCCCUGGGGUUUCCUGUCGCUGUCGCAGGGGGCGUGUCAGCCGAUGCUGGAGGAGCUGCUGCUCCUCCUCCAGCCGCUGUCUCUGCUGCCCUUUGACCUGGACCUGCUGUUCGAGCCGCGGCAGCUGCAGAAAGGACAGGAGCACCUAAAGCGCAAGGAGCAGCUCUGCUCCACCCGCCACGGCCUCGACCAAUCGGCUCGCUCCACCUUCCAGCUCAUGAGGGGAGGUUGUGGGGCGCAGGGGGCGGAGCCUGCACACAAAGGGACGGCGGGGGCUGCUGCAGAGGGGGCGGGGCCUCAGAGAGACAGGUUUGUGCUAAGGAGAGAGGGGACGUGGCCUAGAGCAGAGGGGGCGGGGUCUAAGUGGAACACGCAGCGGAGCGAAGGAGCAGGUAGCGAAUGCUUAGAAGAGGGGGCGGGGCUUACGCUGAACGCAGGUAGAAGGAGCGAGGCAGGUGGAGGAGAGAGUGGAGAGAGGGGUGUGGAGAGGGUGAAGGGGGUAGGAGGGGAGGAUGGAGAGAGGGAGAGGAAGAGGGAGAGGAGUAAACAGGCCGGCUGGUGGUUCCAGCUGAUGCAGAGCUCGCAGGUCUACAUCGAUAACUCCGCCCACGGAUCCAAAUUCGUCAAAUGGGAGAAGAGGAAGAAGGGAGGGGCCGAGGGGCGGAGACAGAGCCACCCGCCCCCCAGAGAGGGCGUGGUCGAGGGAGCAGAGGCCAAUCACGAGUCUGACGAACGGGCGGAAACGGAACGAACAAACUCCACCAGUGGGAGAGACCGUAGAGCCGGAAACACCGGAGUCUUCGACCAAUUAGGGCCCAGAUCAGCUCCUCCUCCAGAAGCGUUCAGAUCUGUUAAAGGGAAAGCGUCGUGGAUGGGCAGCCCCCCUGAAUCAGUGCUGACCGAGCUGAAGAGGAGUAAAGAGAGGCAGCCGGAUGGGCAGGACCGCCCUGGAGAAGCCAAGGCCCCGGCAGGAGCGGCGGCAGGAGCGGCAGCGGCAGGAGGAGUGGCAGCAGGCCCGGUGGUGGCGGCGGCAGACGCUUCAGCUCAGAACCUGCGCUGGGGUCGGCUGUUCGGAGCCGGAAACACCAACCGAACAGAAAAGCCCGAACAGAAAUCAACCAAGAACCAGAAGAGCAGAUUACCGUCUGGCUGGCUGAGUUUGGACCGAUCGGUUUUGGAUCUGGUGGUGCAGUCAGUGGGGGUGGGGAAAAGGGCGGAGCCUCACAGUGGGACCUCCCACAGUCCUGAUAAUCAAAACACACCAAACCAAACACAGCAAGACCAAACAGAGGAGACGACCCCACACAGUAACACCACACGUGAGGUGAGGGCUCUCUGUCACCACAUCGCCACGGAACCAGGACACCUGAGCUUCCACAAGGGCGACGUGCUGCAGGUGCUGAGCAGGGCGGAUUCUGAUUGGCUGCUGUGCGCGUUAGGCGACGCCCAGGGCCUCGUGCCCAUAAUCUACGUCACUCUGAACAACGAGGAGUGCCAGGGGCCCGAUGGACCGCAGUGAACACACACUCAACCGCACACACAACCUCGCACACACACACACACACACACACACACUCGCACAUUUAUGGAUUGAUUUAGAGUCGUGUGCAGGCAAUGACUCCUUGGAGAGGAGAGUGUUUGGUGUAUUAUUUAUUGUCCUGUUCUCUGUGCCUGACUCUGUGCUCAGUAUAGAACAGUCAGUCUGAGCUCUUUUAGAGGGAAACUCUUCAGUAAACAGUGCGGAUUGAUAAUGUGAAACAGUGUGGAAAGCUGUGUUUAAAAAGUGCAGUAUUAUAUAGUGAGGUUUUAUAGUAGACUUAAUGAAUCAUCACCCUGAAAUUGGGUAUUGGCUAAGUAUGUUCCAUUAACAGUAAUUUUAUGCAAUUAAAAUCAAUAGAAGGGGGUGUGUCUUUGGUAGAUACCAACAUUCAUGUGACUUAAACCAUGUUAAACAAAGUAUAUUACUGCCACAUUUAGCUAUGUAGAUGGCCAAAUCUGUAAUAUUUGUUAAAAAAUAUAGAAAUCUUUACUGUAUAGUGCCACCAUGAGGCCAAAAUCUCACACUUCACUCAUUUCCCACUCAGUAUUGCUGAAGGAUACGAUACUGCCCUUAAUAUUUUAGUGGAAAAUUAGAGAAAAAAAUAUUAUAUAAUGAAAUACAGUGCUUGGAUCCCCAUAAAAAAGAUUUAUAUAAACCCUUAAAAGAAUGAUAUGAGCUACCGGUCAAAACAUUUAAACCACCCAUUAUUUCUGCCAUUUAAGCUCUUCAGAUCCAGUCAAUAGCUGGAAAUGGUACAAAAUCUAUUUUUUUGUACAAACAGUUUCAGUAAACUGCCAGGGCCUUUAAAGAAAACUAAAAACUAAAGAAAAUAGAAAUAAAAAUAAUAUAUUGUAAAAAUAUAUUGCAAAAAAUCAAUUAUAAUUAAUAUGUUGUUUUAAAAAGAGGGGUAUUUUUAGCAAACAAUUAUUUUGCUAACAGCUUACAACAUGAACUGAGUUUGGAAAUGUGUUUAAAAAAAUAUACAUUUCCAAAGUCUUGGUCUGUAGUAAAGAGAACUCUGUUAAAACUAUUAAAAGUAGAAUUUCUUUUCUUUAGUGAAAUUACAGAUGAAGCCAGAGAGUGGUGAGUACUGUUUCCUACACCUUCAAAUAAAGACUCGUAGAAACUGGAGAAAAAAACUGCUACAGGAAGACGUCUGGCUGACCCACAUGGAAACAGCAGCUUUAGCUUUAAGCUCAUAAAAUAAAAAUAAAAUAAUAAAGCAGAUUGUCUUAGUCAUACAGCACUGAUACUGAACUACAAAACGUUUUGACCGGUAGUGU
Astyanax mexicanus (Mexican tetra) is the source of this 6815-nucleotide messenger RNA. It is a transcript of the gene rusc2, whose product is annotated as RUN and SH3 domain containing 2. Bases 358 to 5511 code for a protein of 1717 amino acids. Gene Ontology annotation, cellular component: cytoplasmic vesicle. NCBI's taxonomy places the organism in Eukaryota, Metazoa, Chordata, Actinopteri, Characiformes, Acestrorhamphidae. Gene Ontology annotation, molecular function: protein binding. The record is from RefSeq and is a predicted model, not a curated record. The transcript has 14 exons.